Molecule: messenger RNA, 698 nt
Organism: Micropterus salmoides (largemouth bass)
Lineage: Eukaryota; Metazoa; Chordata; Actinopteri; Centrarchiformes; Centrarchidae
Gene: ripply2
Product: ripply transcriptional repressor 2
Exons: 3
Coding region: 172-531 (119 amino acids)
Biological process (GO): embryonic pattern specification; negative regulation of transcription by RNA polymerase II
Cellular component (GO): nucleus
Source: RefSeq, a predicted model, not a curated record
GUUUGCAGAAGUGUGACUUCUCACCUCUGCACCGUGGCGCAUGGAGACACUUGGGGACGCGUGAAAGCGCAAUUUGGCACCGGCUGCCAGGGCCCUGAUAAAUAGGAAGUUCCUGCCUUUAGUCUCACAUCCUCUGAGGACUUUACGCAGGACUGACCACUACAAGGAACCAUGGAGACUUCCACUAACAACAAUGGAUUAACUUCUGUUUUUACUGGAGACAACGUUACUCAGCACUCACCCGGCUGUUUGUGGAGACCGUGGACUGGAAUAGAGAACAAAACCGGCGCACAUAAGGCUCAUUCCAUUCACGGAGACCUUUCUGCCGCAAAGCCCCCCAAAAUUCAUCAGGUCAUUCACCCAGUGAAGUUGUACUGGCCAAAAUCCAGAUGUUUCGAUUAUCUGUACCAGGAUGCAGAAAUGCUCCUGCGCAACUAUCCGGUCCAAGCGACCAUCUGCUUUUAUGAAGACUCCAGCAGCGAUGAAGACAGCGAAGACGAAGAGGAGGAGAUGGAAAAGGAGCUGAACUAAAUGUGGCUCCCUGAAGCCUAUGAAGAAUGACUGCAUCCUGUGAUACCAUAUUUAUCUUAACUUAUUGCUGUAAAUAUAUGUAAAUAGACCCUUUUGCAUUUCUAUACCAAACAAGAAUGUAAAUGCUUAAAUUAUUCCUUUAACGUUUCUACCUCUUUUGUAAUUUG